AUGACAGAGGCUGCCUCAAUGGGGAACAGAACCAGAACCAAAUUGGCUGCCAACACGUAGACUGAAUUCACACUUUUCUUCCUUCAUUCAAAAGUAGAGAGUCUUUCCGAUUUCCGGGCGAACUGUCGUCAGAGCCGGCCCCAGGUAAGCCCACAGGACCUUUGGACUUGGGAAACCCUCCGUCAUGGGGCAACGAAAAAAAAAAAAAUGUAAUCCCAAGUCACUCACCCAAGGUGACCUUGUUAUCCAGGCCGGCACUGACUGUCAUCUCUUCUCCUCCAGCUGAGAUCGCCGGGAAAAUGGCGUCCACGUCUCUGAUUCUCCACCCCACCCGUACUUCUCCGCUGCCGUCGACGCAACGCCCGUGCUUCUGUUCCCGCCACAACGCCUCCGCACUACCGACGAUCACUUCAAAACCCCAACCUUUUCCGUUGCGUACCAAAGAUCAAGCCAUCACACCAUCGCCUCUCGUUUUCCACCAAAACCCCAACUCGAUUCGAUCCGUCACGGUCCGAUCGCAGCUGAGUUUCCCUCUCGUUUCUCCCACCGAUCAAUGGGGCAACUGGACCGCUCUCUUUGCCAUUGGCGCCUUUGGUAUCUGGUCGGAGAAGACAAAGAUUGGGAGCACACUUAGUGGCGCAUUAGUGAGCACUUUGGUGGGACUAGCAGCGAGUAAUUUGGGGAUUUUGUCGAGUCAAGCGCCGGCAUACGCUAUCGUGUUGGAGUUUCUGCUCCCCAUGGCCGUUCCCUUGCUGUUGUUUCGAGCCGACUUGCGCCGAGUCAUUCAGUCCACGGGGACUCUGCUCUUGGCUUUCCUGCUUGGAUCAAUUGCGACAACUAUUGGAACUGUCGUUGCUUACUUCCUGGUGCCAAUGCGUUCCCUUGGUCAAGAUAGUUGGAAGAUAGCGGCAGCGCUCAUGGGUAGACACAUUGGUGGAGCUGUCAAUUAUGUCGCCGUUGCUGGAGCACUUGGCGUCUCUCCUUCAGUUUUAGCUGCAGGACUAGCUGCAGAUAAUGUUAUUUGUGCAGUCUAUUUUACCACAUUGUUUGCACUGGCUUCCAAAAUACCUCCGGAGCCUUCAACAUCAACGAAGGAUGAUGGAUCAAACAUGGAGCUUGAAACUAGCAACAAGCUUCCUGUGCUGCAGACUGCUACGGCCAUUGCUGUAGCCUUUAUUAUCUGCAAGCUUGGCACUUCAUUCACGAAAUAUCUUGGGAUUCAAGGAGGAAGCCUUCCGGCCAUUACAGCAAUUGUUGUUGUUCUGGCAACUGCAUUUCCAUCACAAUUUGGUCACCUUGCUCCUUCUGGUGAAGCUAUGGCUCUUAUUCUGAUGCAGGUAUUUUUCACUGUGGUGGGUGCGAGUGGGAACAUAUGGAAUGUCAUCUACACUGCCCCUAGUAUAUUCACAUUUGCUCUUGUUCAGAUCGCGGUUCAUCUUGCUGUGAUCCUCGGAUUGGGAAAACUGUUCUGCUUUGACCUGAAGUUGUUGCUUUUGGCAUCGAAUGCCAAUGUUGGAGGCCCUACAACGGCUUGUGGAAUGGCCACGGCCAAAGGAUGGACUUCUUUAGUCGUUCCGGGUAUUCUUGCUGGCAUCUUCGGCAUUGCUAUUGCUACUUUUCUGGGCAUUGGUUUUGGGGUGACAGUUCUCAAGACAAUGUAAAUUUAAUUCUGAAUACCAGAACCGGGCUAAUCUGUGAAUUGGGAAAUUAUUUUUUGCCAUUAUUGAACGAAUGUUUCCAAAAUGGAAAGAAUAGGAUCAUCCAAUUUUAUCGUUUCU
Messenger RNA from Rhododendron vialii, 1778 nucleotides. RefSeq lists its product as uncharacterized. The transcript has 6 exons. The record is from RefSeq and is a predicted model, not a curated record. NCBI's taxonomy places the organism in Eukaryota, Viridiplantae, Streptophyta, Magnoliopsida, Ericales, Ericaceae. Bases 300 to 1661 code for a protein of 453 amino acids.